Lotus japonicus is the source of this 576-nucleotide messenger RNA. Its product is annotated as early nodulin-like protein 6. The record is from RefSeq and is a predicted model, not a curated record. The coding region runs from base 1 to 576 and encodes 191 amino acids. Lineage: Eukaryota; Viridiplantae; Streptophyta; Magnoliopsida; Fabales; Fabaceae. Gene Ontology annotation, molecular function: electron transfer activity. The transcript has 3 exons. Gene Ontology annotation, cellular component: plasma membrane.
AUGGCUUCUCUCUCUGCGAGCUCUUCCACUUUCUUACUAGUGCUUUUCUUGGCCAUUUUCUCUUCCUUACAAGGUUUCUCUGUGGCUUCUCAGGAGUUCGAAGUGGGUGGCUCAAAAGGGUGGGUUGUCCCACUUCCCAAUGACACUGACAUCUAUAAUGACUGGGCUUCCCAGAACAGAUUCCAUGUUGGUGACUCCAUGUACUUCAAGUACAAGAAGGACUCAGUGAUGGAAGUUGGUGAGGAUGAUUACUUUGACUGCAAUGCCACUCACCCAACCUUCUUCUCCAACAAUGGCAACACUGUGUUCAGGCUUGACCACUCGGGCACUUUCUACUUCAUCAGUGGUGCUUCAGGGCACUGUCAAAAGGGACAGAAGAUGAUUGUGAGGGUGAUGGUUCCAGAUGAGUCUCUUCGUCAGCAUGCAAAGUCCUCUGCUCCUGCAAUUGGGGUCUCUGAAAUCUUCAUCCUUCAGUUUGCUUUGGCAUUUGUUGCUUCCUAUCUUUGGUACAUAAUUAAGGUCAUAGAGAAUGUUGAAGUUAAUGUGGCGUACGUGGUAGUGAGCAUUCUAUUAUGA